CAGUCUUCGCUGAUGCGAUCGCAGUCGCGAGCCCGAACCUCGGAGGUGCAAAGGGGUAUGCUACACAUACGCCUGGACACCCUUAGCAACGACCUAGCAACCGGCAAGAGGUCUACCGGGGUGGUUAUAGGCCCGGAGGCAACAUGUGUAGUCUGUGACAACGAUUUCCAUGUCAACUAUAUCCAAGAUGAGAUUGUCUGGUUGCCUAGCAACGGCAAAUGUGCGCACAGAGAAUGCAUCCCGGCUUCGGUGCGUGGUUACGGAGACGUCUGAGCGCAAACGUAGUCAGAGCAUGUGAUGGUUUUAGGGUUUUAGGAUGAAUUGGGUAGUACUGAUGGGCGUUGAUGGGCUUUUGACAUUAGUCCACGUUAUAUUGAUCCAAUUUAUAUUAGUCCAUUCCGGGAAAUCGGUGUUGUAAAGGUGGAGAGCAAUGACAUGGUCACUAUCGGAGGAUUGAGCGUUGUAUGUACCAACACCCAACCAUAUACACCCAGCAAGUGUCUAGGCAGUUUCGGCUUCUGGGCUAGAGUAGCAUGGAGUGUUUUAGGGUCCUAGGUUUUAGGAUCGAUUGAAUCGUCUCCGUAAGGAAACGUCACUCGGCGUGCACAAGGACAGGUUACAGGCUACUAUAAGUAAUUGGCUAAAAUUCAAACCUAAUAUAUCCGCCAACUAUGCCAGCCAUGUGUUUUCUGUGUUUAAGAGGGUACGUGUGUACCGAAAUUUUUUAUUCGAGAUAUGUCUCCAUCCAAAUACUGUGGCAAAUCGUGCUUCCCAAUUGCAUAUAAACGUAUCAGUUCCAGUUGUUGUCGAGCACUUUGGACCAUUUCCCCACUAGUUACUUCAAUUCUAGAUGGUAUGUACCUAAUUGAUUCAGUUAUCUAUCCAAAUACAGCGCCAAAUCCUGCCUGCAUAUAAACGUAUCCGUUCCAAAAA
Messenger RNA from Sphaeroforma arctica JP610, 933 nucleotides. RefSeq lists its product as hypothetical. The transcript has a single exon. Lineage: Eukaryota; Ichthyosporea; Ichthyophonida. The record is from RefSeq and is a predicted model, not a curated record. The annotation marks the transcript as partial.